UUUGACUAAUAUUUCAUUCGAUCCCUGGAUAGCUUAGAAAACGAUCAAAAUGCUGGACGGUGAAUCCCAGGACAAUGGUUUUGUGGAAACAGAACAAAGACCUAAUGGUGGCGGCGAUGAAGGCGACGCACUGGGUAGCCAUGAAUCUUCGCAGUCGCGUCGUUAUGCCAAAAUGCCCGUGGAUAAAAACGCUCCUUAUUACAACAUGAAUCAUAAGUAUCGUGGUAUGGCGAUUAUUUUUAAUCACGAACACUUCGAUAUUCACAGCCUGAAGUCACGCACUGGCACUAACGUCGACAGUGACAAUCUUGCCAAAGUUCUCAAGGGUUUGGGCUUCCGCGUUACCGUGUUGACUAACUUAAAGUCUGAAGAAAUUUUGAAAUACGUCCAGCAAACAGCGGAUAUGGACCACUCAGACAGUGACUGCCUACUUAUUGCUGUGCUAACACAUGGAGAGCUGGGAAUGUUGUAUGCUAAAGAUACACAUUCCAAGCCAGAAAACUUGUGGUAUUACUUCACUGGUGAUAAGUGUCCAACACUUGCCGGAAAGCCUAAGCUGUUUUUUAUUCAAGCUUGCCAGGGCGAUAAAUUGGAUGGUGGUGUAACUCUAAGCCGCACUGAGACAGAUGGCUCACCCUCUACUUCAUACAAAAUUCCUGUGCAUGCAGACUUUUUGAUUGUGUUCUCCACCGUGCCUGGAUACUACUCUUGGAGGAACACAACUCGUGGUUCUUGGUUUAUGCAAGCAUUGUGUGAAGAGUUACGCUAUGCAGGAACUGAAAGGGAUAUCUUAACACUGCUUACUUUUGUUUGUCAGAGAGUUGCACUUGAUUUUGAAUCGAACACUCCAGAUCUGAUGCCAAUGCACCAGCAGAAGCAGGUUCCUUGCAUCACAAGCAUGCUCACUCGUCUACUUGUAUUUGGUAAAAAGUAAUAAUGUUGGUUAAGUUCUUGAUCUUAUACCUAUGUUAGGUAUUCAAUUGUCUUGAUAGUUUAAGUUUUUUAUAAUAAAUAAAAUUUAGUGAACAAUUCCUGAUUACCUAAGUAGAAAAUAAUGUUCCAUGACAGUUGAACAAAUGUUUGUUAGUUAAAUGCAUUAUUCUUGUGAGAUUAGAUCUGGAUUUCUUUGUUUGAAGAAAUUUGUAUUUACAUGUAAGGUCAAAGUUGCCAUAGACAAGGGCAAAGUCUUUUUGUUGUGCUUGUAAUAGAAAACAAUGAAAUUAGAUUUUAUAUUAUUUUCUUUUUAUUCAUUUCGUUUACUAAAUUUUGCUCAAAAUUUAAUAAGUGUGAUAAUAUUAAUGAUAAAAUGUGAUUCAAUUACUACAUGAUACAUAAAUUGUAUUUGUAAUUCCAGUUGAAAUAUUAUGUCAGUGUGUACUUAAAUAAUGAAACAUGCAUUUAAUAAAAGAACAAUUAUACAUUAAUGUUACAUAUCAAAGUGUCAAAUACUAUUAAACUAUUGCAUCAUAUUUUGUGAACCUAAGAGUUAAUAAUUUCAUUAGAUUUUUAGUUUAAUUCCAGUUUUGUUAUGUUUAAUGUUUUUGCAUUAUUCUUGUCAUUAAUAGAAAAGUUCUUCUUUUAUCUUUAAAAGCAUUUAUUGUUGUAUUAGUUUUUAGUUCUCAUUUUCUCAAAAUCCUGGGCAAUAGUUAAUUAUGUUUAUUUUUACAAUUUUUGGUGGUUGUAUGAACAGUGCCCAUGUUGCAUGCCAGUGUGUCAUAGUAAAUUAUCUGUAUGAAGUAAACAUACUUUGCUUUGUUAAGCUUAAAAUAGUUGUAAAACAUGAAACAUUUAGAUUGAAAUUGUGAUAAAGGCGCAUUAUUGACUGAUCUAAAUAAGAUUGUAUAGGAUACAAAGUGUCUGUGAGGAGUUAUUAACUAUGUAUCGUAACAGCUACAUUAAAAAUAUUCAUAGUGUACUAAAAUUAUUGUGCCUUGUUAGUUCAACAUUUUGAAAAUAUAGAUUUUGUCAUAAUUUUGAUGAUGUUCAAAUAAUAAUCUCCUCAUAGAAUUUUGGUGUGAUGAAAUGGAUUGUAUUUUUAUAAAUGCUUAUUAAAGUAAACUAUAAGCAAUAAAUUUCUUCAAAUUUCAA
Trichoplusia ni (cabbage looper) is the source of this 2088-nucleotide messenger RNA. Its product is annotated as caspase-1-like. The transcript is spliced from 2 exons. Gene Ontology annotation, biological process: apoptotic process; proteolysis. Bases 50 to 934 code for a protein of 294 amino acids. The record is from RefSeq and is a predicted model, not a curated record. Gene Ontology annotation, cellular component: cytoplasm. Lineage: Eukaryota; Metazoa; Arthropoda; Insecta; Lepidoptera; Noctuidae.